UUGGUAAUUUCUCGUUAGCAAACGAAUCGCAUACACGAUAACAAAUGCAUUUGUCGCAUUCAAUAACGGUAUAAGUGCGUGAAGGUGGUGCCAUAGAGGUGAAGUUCGACCAUCAGUAUGUUGGUGUUUUUGGUUUUAUUCUUGACUAACGGGUUUGGUGAAAUUGAUUCCGCACAUCACACUGAAGAUUACUGCUGGCGGGACUACGAAGGUGUUUUACCAGCAGACGCUUUCUCAGCAUUCCGUGACCUCCAAACCGAGCCGCUAUAUUUCGGCCAAACGGCUCACCAAAACAUAACAAUUCCAGGCAAACUUUUACAGUCACGCAAGAAGCUGUUCUAUGAAUUCUACUCAAAGGAAUACCAAGUUGAUCAGAAUGUUAAGAUAUUUUGUGUGAAAGAUCCUAGCAGAUUUGAAUGGAUUCCUACGAAUAACACCCACUUACUUCGCCUGCGAAACAACAGGCUCUUGGUAAAAGGUGGAUACGAGGCCGGGUAUAGAACUUAUCUUGGCCGGAUUAAUUUCAACGGAACGCCCAAUGUUGGAAAAAUUAUCUGCAGGGUGACUGACUGCUAUGGUAUCUACAUUACAAACGAUGGUGCGACUCAAGUUAUUGGCGAAAACUAUGAGGUGUUAGCGCACAACGCAGCUCCUGGUGUAGUUAAAGUUGUAGAGGUUGGAGAAACAGGGAGAGAAAAAGUAAGAGAAACUGAAAGCGAAAAUGCAAGAGAAAAGGGGGAAAAAGGAAGAGGAAAUGAAGGUCUAGUCAACUGUCAUAAUUGUCAUAGCGUAGUUAUACAUUUAUAUUAAGUACAAAUGCAUAGCAGUGCAGCUUGUUAGUACCCACACUUAGUUAUCGUUAUAACGCUGCUAUAACCGUAAUUUUAAUUAAAAAAAUCGAUUCAUUAAUGAAACACUG
This is a messenger RNA of Photinus pyralis (common eastern firefly), 919 nucleotides long. RefSeq lists its product as uncharacterized. NCBI's taxonomy places the organism in Eukaryota, Metazoa, Arthropoda, Insecta, Coleoptera, Lampyridae. The coding region runs from base 118 to 810 and encodes 230 amino acids. The transcript is spliced from 3 exons. The record is from RefSeq and is a predicted model, not a curated record.